Sclerotinia trifoliorum is the source of this 2892-nucleotide messenger RNA. The record is from the annotation of a GenBank genome assembly. NCBI's taxonomy places the organism in Eukaryota, Fungi, Ascomycota, Leotiomycetes, Helotiales, Sclerotiniaceae.
GCGCAGUCCAUCUUAUUUUGGUGGUUGUGAAUUUCAAUGUUUUCAGGUUAUGAAAGUUGCAUAAAAAUACGAGAUAGAGUAGGUUAGUUAGUUCUAGGACAACUUUUGUAUUCGCUAAACUAGACCUUUGAGCUUUCAGUUGCGCCAGUGAACUUUUUUACCUCGAAAGUUUUUACAUCAUCCAUAAUUUUUUAACCUAUUACGUUCUGAAAUAUUGAAGUAUCUACUCACAUUGAGAGACGUAGUAAUCAUGGUACGACGAAAGAUUGAUCCUCCUUUUUCGUAGUCACAAAACUAACUAUUUUCCCAGGCGCCCACCGCACCCAAAAAGCGAAAUUCUAUGCGCGCAAAAGCUUCUCAAGCAGGCUCAGGUGUUUACGUUCCUCCUAAGCAUCGCGAAGGCGCCGUUAUAUCAGAUUCAUUCAUCGAAUCCAAGAAAGACAAACGAACAAUCAAACAUUCUGCCUUCGUCAACCGUAUUGAAAAAGCCAAUUCUAAACCGCUCAAGCGCAGACGCCCAAACAAAAAAUUGGUUACCACAUUAGAGAGUCUCGCAGAUGCAUUACCUGAUUUUGAAGGCGAGGGUUUGGAGAAAGUCAGUAGGGGAGAGAGUGGAAAGAUAAAGCAAAAGAGUUUAAAAAGUCGACCUGGAGCAACGAAGAAGAGAGAGAAGUUGGAGGCCAUGGAGAGGGAGAGAUUUGGAAAGAAUAUGGCACAAUUGGUUGGAGUUGCAGAGGAGAAGCCGAAGGAUGUCACUGCCGUGGAUGGUCAAGCAGUAUCAGCUGUCUCAGGAACUGCGAGUAGAUGGGCUGCGUUGAGAGGUUUUAUUUCGCAAACCAUGGAGCAAAAAGAAGAAUUCAAAAAAGCUUAAAAGAUUUUUCACAACGACAGCGACAAGGACAUUAUUUUCUGUUUCAAGAUACCCAGUUGCCACGUUAUGGUACGUCUUAUUGUUUUUUAUCUUUACCAAUCUACGGAGUACAAGUCUUUUUCACAUGAGGAGAAUACCCAUGGAUACGUUUCAUGCAGCGUGGCACAGAAAUAUGUAUCAUUCGAGUGGGUGAGAGGUUCGGUGUCAAGAAUCGCGUAUUAUGCAAAUGCAGAUGAUGACACUGCCGAUGCUAGUCAAACAUUGCAAAUACACAAUUUUCAUCAACAGCACUACGAAAACUAGACACUCAAACCUCUUCUGACAAAGAGAAACAACAGUGCCUCCCCGAAAGACCGGGAAACUCGCUCAGCUCUCUAUGAUGGGUAAUCACGUGAAAUAGCUUCCCCACCAACCUCCUGACGUCACCCCCUAUACAAGAACAUCAUAUCAAGUGCUACGUCCUUCAUGUUCCUAAGGUCAAUAGAACUCACAACCUUGGAAACAAUCCAAUCUUCACCAUGACAAUCUCCCCGGAAUCUCUCACUCAAAUACCAGCUUCAUUCGCAACUGUCUCAGUUGGCACAUCUUCCACCCCUCUCUCCUCCAAACUAUCCGCCAUAUCCUCAGCAGGCUUCACAGCCAUUGAACUCGGGUUUCCCGAUCUACUCUCUUUUGCAUCUAUUUUUCACAAAAGCGAAAUAAAAGAAAAUGACUACGAUUCGUUAUGCUCAGCUGGAACCGAAGUCAAAAAGCUAUGCGAGAAAAACAAAUUGGAAAUAAUGAUGCUACAACCAUUUUCGAAUUUUGAGGGUUGGCCAAAGGGUUCGAAUGAGAGGAAAGAUGCUUUCGAGAGGGCAAGGGGUUGGAUUCGAAUCAUGGAAGCUGUGGGUACGGAUAUGUUGCAAGUGGGAAGUUCAGAUUCGCCGGACAUAUCGUCGGAUUUCAAUGUUUUGGCGGCGGAUUUGAGGGAAUUGGCUGAUAUGCUUGCGGAACAUAAUUAUCGUCUUGCUUAUGAGAAUUGGUAAUUUACGCCUUCUUCUCCUCUUCCAUGAGGUUCUUUACCAUCCUUUCACCAUUCUUUACAAACACAAUCCUAACACCCCCUCCCUAUAGGUGCUGGGCGACGCACGCCCCAACCUGGCGCGAAGUCUGGCAAAUAGUCCAACUCGUCGACCGUCCCAACAUCGGUCUCUGUCUCGACACAUUCCAAACCGCCGCCGGCGAAUACGGCGACCCAUCCAUACCCACAGGCCUUAUUUCCCAUCUAGGAACCCAGGAAGAACUACACACGAACUUUACUCAAUCUCUCCAAUCACUCACUACCACCAUUCCCCCGGAAAAAAUAUACCUCCUGCAAAUCUCAGAUGCUUAUAAACCGCCCGUCCCCAUCCCGGAAACCCCACGAGAGAAAGAAAAAGAGGAACUCAGAGCGCGAGGAAAAUGGUCGCAUGAUUUUAGAGCGUAUCCAUUUAAUGGCGGUUACCUACCCAUUGUAGAAGUUGCGAGAGCAGUACUAGGAACGGGAUUUAGAGGUUGGUUUAGCAUGGAGGUUUUUGACGGUGGACCGGAUGGAAAGUGGGAGGGCGUGGAGAAUAUGGAUUUAGAGGCGUUUUGUAAGGGUGCGAUGGAGGGACAUAGGAAGUUAUUGGAGGAAUGCGGAAACACAUCUUCGUUAGUAUAGAAGGUUUCGGGUUGAGAAAUUGCCAGUCGAAGAAGGGGUAUAGUGAAAAGAACCACUCUCCAACACUAAAACUAAAAACAUUACCCAUUGACCAAGCUUUAAGGCACGAUAUAUUCAAAUUUAAUUCAUUAAUACUCAUGAGCUCUAUCUCUCUUCUUCCACAGCAGAAAGAAGCAAUCAUAACCCAUUACAAUAGCAAAAAGUCUCGCGAGCCCUUUAUACAAGCUGUAGCAUUCCAUGUGAUGCCAACAUUACGACAACGCACACGCAAAUCUCAUAUCAUCGUUCUUGAUGCUCGCACGCACGCAACCAACCAACCAGUUCCCAAAGCACAUUUUUU